Molecule: messenger RNA, 1296 nt
Organism: Rhopilema esculentum
Lineage: Eukaryota; Metazoa; Cnidaria; Scyphozoa; Rhizostomeae; Rhizostomatidae
Product: protein arginine N-methyltransferase 2-like
Biological process (GO): chromatin remodeling; peptidyl-arginine methylation, to asymmetrical-dimethyl arginine
Cellular component (GO): nucleus
Molecular function (GO): protein binding; histone methyltransferase activity; protein-arginine N-methyltransferase activity
Source: RefSeq, a predicted model, not a curated record
AUGGAGGCCGGUGAAACGAAUAAAGAAAUUGAGCAAAUUCUCCAUCCAAAAAAAGUCAUUCUUAAUGGACAGAAAGUAGAAGCAUUGAAUGACUGUUUCCAGGCUUGUGCAGUGUAUGAUUACAGUCCAAAAUCUGAUGUAGAAUUGGACUUGAUUCGUGGAGAUGUUCUAAAGAUCCACGAGAAGACGUCCGAAGACUGGUGGUGGGGUGAAAAAGAUGGUGCCUUUGGUUACAUACCCGUUAACCAUAUAUCGACAAAUUUUUGCAAAAGUGGUACCGAAGAUUGGCAAGAUGAACAUUAUUAUGAAAUUUAUAGCAAUAUUCCACUUCAACUUGAAAUGCUUUCUGAUAAACCAAGAACAUUAUCUUAUUUGAAGGCUAUAGAGGAAAACAAAAACUUUAUAAAUGGAAAAUCAGUGAUGGAUGUUGGGUGUGGAACAGGCAUUCUGAGUCUAUUUCUUGCAAAACAUGGUAAUGCUGCCAAGGUUUUUGCAGUGGAGGCAAGUGGUGCAAGUAGAAUUGCAGAGAGCGUUGUUGAAUUUAAUGGGUAUCAUAAUAAAAUACAAGUACUAGGGAAAAGAGUAGAGGAUAUUGAAACUUCUGAAAAAAUGGAUUUGAUAAUUUCAGAAUGGAUGGGAACUCUGUUGUUGUCAGAGUUUAUGAUAGAUUCCGUAAUCAAUGCCAGAGAUAAGUUUCUGAAACCUGAAGGAAAGAUUUGGCCAUCAACAGCUUCAUUAUAUUUUGCCCCAUGCUCUUCAAAUGAAGAAUUCCAAUCAAAAGUUACCUUUUGGAAUGAUGUCUAUGGGUUUGACUUUUCAGAAGUAAAACAAAUAGCAUUAGAGCAACUUACAAAAAAACCUCUUCAUAACAACAUCACAAAUAAACAAAAUUUGUUAGCAAAUCCUGAAAAAAUUGCUGAAUUGAACAUGUACACUGUGGCAGUGGAAGAUAUAGAGAAUAUUGUGUCCCACUUCACUUUUAAAGUGGAAAGUCCAGGUUUAUUUGACAGCUUUUGCACCUGGUUUUGUGUUGAAUUUGAAAACUUUUCAAAACCUGGUGAAAAGAAUAUUGUUCUAGACACUAGUCCAGAUGCUGAGAUCACACAUUGGAAACACCCUUUACUUCUUCUUGAUGAAACAACUAAUGUUGUUAAUGGUGAUGUGAUAUCUGGGACUAUUCAACUGAAGAGAAAUGAAAAACUGCGAAGACACAUGUCUUUAAAAUUGAAUGUUGUGAUAACAAGGUCUUCAGAAGUUUUAACCCAGUUUGAAAAAGAAUUCAAAUGCUGGGAAUGA